This is a messenger RNA of Protopolystoma xenopodis, 351 nucleotides long. The record is from the annotation of a GenBank genome assembly. NCBI's taxonomy places the organism in Eukaryota, Metazoa, Platyhelminthes, Monogenea, Polystomatidea, Polystomatidae.
AAAAUAGAGCUGCAACGAGAACUUAUUGAUCAGACAAGGUCUGUUGGUGCCCGUGUGGAGUUCUUAUGUGAUAUUAUCGGUCAACCGAUUCCGAAAAUUCGCUGGUUCAAGGACGGUCAGGUCCUCUCGGAACAAUCGAAGAAGAUACGGAUCAGAGAAGAACUCUGGGGUGGAGUAAGCUAUUCUCAUCCAGGCAAGGAUGAACUGCGGAUUCGACCCCACCUUAACUACCCCCAUCCGAACCCCCAGCGGGGCUCGAGGCAUGACAGUGCAGCGCAUAAUCUCGACUCGCUGCUCUCUACGCCACAUUACCAAGAGUGCCCUUGGGUCACAGAAAAGGUGUGCAAUUGA